This is a messenger RNA of Fusarium redolens, 1235 nucleotides long. RefSeq lists its product as uncharacterized. The coding region runs from base 75 to 1091 and encodes 338 amino acids. The record is from RefSeq and is a predicted model, not a curated record. Lineage: Eukaryota; Fungi; Ascomycota; Sordariomycetes; Hypocreales; Nectriaceae. The transcript has 3 exons.
CGGCUAAGGAAAUAACACUCACCGAAUUUCUCCCUUCUCCUCUUUCCUCACAAGCCAACAGACAUACAAAGACAAUGGCCAACGACAAACUCAUCUGCGUGAUUGGCGCCACAGGCAACCAAGGAGGCUCCGUCGCCCGUCGUUUUCUCAAAGCGGGCUUCAAAGUGCGUGGCUUGACCCGCAACACCACCUCACCCUCCGCCCAAGCCCUCUCAUCGGCGGGAGCCGAAGUCGUGACUGUUGAUCUCAAUGACGUCUCGACUCUCAAGAAAGCAUUUUCCGGUGCCAACGCCAUCUUCAGCGUGACCAACUACUGGGAGCCGUUUUUUCGACCUGAUUGUCGGGAGCAGGCUGCGAAGGAGGGCAUUUCUUGUCGAAAGUUUGCGUAUAAUGUUGAGGUGCAGCAGGGAAAGAAUAUUGUGGAUGCAGCUGCUACCGUGGUUGAUAGCCUUGAUGAUAAUGGGUUUUUGGUCUCGACGCUGAGUCAGGCUGAGAAGUGUAGUGGGGGGAAGUUUAAGGAGUUGUAUCAUUUUGAUGCGAAGGCGGAUGUUUUUCCGGCUUAUGUUGAUGAGAAGUAUCCCGAGUUGGCGGCUAAGACGUCGUGCAUUCAUACCGGCUACUUUUACACCAGCUUCAACAUUCUUCCCGACUCAUACAUGAACAAGCUCCCUGAUGGAACCUUUGAAAUGUCCUUCACUACCUCCCCCGACAGUCUCGUCCCUCAUCUCGACCCGGUUGGAGAUCUAGGCAACUUCACCUAUGCCGUGUACCAAAUGCCUCCAGGCAAGGCCUACAUGGCCGAAGGAACAACAUGUACAUGGCCGGAGUGGAUUGAGACUUGGGGCCGCAUUAAUAAGGUCCCCGUCAAGUAUCGCCAGGUUACGCCAGAUGAGAUGACAGCCGCUACACCUGAUCGAGAGGCGGGUAUUGAGACAGGAUACAUGUUCUCAUACACUUCUGAUCCAGGAUACGAUGGUGGUAUGAAGCUGUUGAAAGCUAAGGAUAUUCGUGAGGCGGGAAUUGACUGCCCUAUGACGAGCUGGGAGGAAUGGGCCAAGAAGUACGACUGGUCUGCCAUUCUUAACAAAUAGGAGAUCAAAGAUGCCUACGCAUGGUGAUUUUUAGCGCAAAAUGUGUUGCAGAAAGAACUUAUUAGAGUAGACUACAUUACGGCCGAAAGCAUGAUGAUCAAAUAUGAGAACUAUCGGUAUUUUUUUAUUUUUCUUUUCAAAUUC